AUGGAUGAAUUAGAAUAUGUAAUGAAAUUAAUGCAAACAAAUAUUCGAGAUGUUAAAAGUGCAUUCAUUGGAUUAAUAGCAAAUGAAACAGCUAAAUGGGAAUGGUUAGAUGGUCGUACGUUUUGGGACAGUGCAUUUGCUCCAUUGUAUUAUCCAUAUCGACCUGAAACAAGUCGUUGUGGUAUUAUACAUUUGAUAAACGGCACGAAGCCAGCAUUCGAAGGACGAGAUUGUAAAGAUGAUGAAGCCUAUUUUAUUUGUAAAUAUGGUAAGAAAAUAACAUAA
Molecule: messenger RNA, 285 nt
Organism: Didymodactylos carnosus
Lineage: Eukaryota; Metazoa; Rotifera; Eurotatoria; Philodinida; Philodinidae
Source: the annotation of a GenBank genome assembly